GGCAACUGGGCGUCGAGGCGAAGUUAGGUUGACGAAUGGCAACCAACAGAGGAGUACGAGUUAAAAAUUGGAUUAUUUGAUCAUCUGACUGGCUUUAACGUUACAUGAACGGACGCGGAGCACGUUAAAAGGAACCCGCUGAUGAUCCUGCUGAUUUCGGAGGCCGCCGUUUCUUUUCGAUGUGCUUCGGGGAGACCCCCGCGUACCGCGCAUAGGUCGCGCGACACAUUAGCCGCGGCGUGCUGAAACCGAGUUCAAGAAAUCACAAGUUGCACGCGCGAGAGGAAGACCCUUCUAGGUGAUUGUUACCGCCCGCCGAGACAUUUGGGCGCUCGGAUAUCCGAAUAUGACGUAGUUGGCGUUUUUUGACACAUUUGUUGACUCAAGUGCAGUUACAUCUGAUGAAAGAGGCCCUAAAGUACCUGGCGAAAUAAUAAUUAAUUCACAUUUAUGCCUGGCAGCCACUGCAGGUUUGACAGAGUGAGGGGAUUCAAGACAUUUGUCACUAGAUUGAUUUCUGUGUGAUUGCGCCUUUUUCGGUUUCUCAAGACAAGCGAGCUAUUUGAGAAACUUACCGUCCACGUCUCACAUUUUUAUUUUUGUCAUAAUUUAUUUUAAUUAUUAUCAGUGGUCGGGAUUAAUUUAUGGCGUUUUAUAGUGGAAGUUGCUCCUCUCUCUUGAAUUUAGUGUCUCGUGGAGUUGCUGUCUUUUACGUUUGAUUGGAUGUGAUGAAAAUGCCUGGUACACCUUAAGCACCAAAGAGGAUGGACUUUGUAGUAUUUCGGCUACUAGUUUAAUUCUUCUUCAAAAGAGCAAACUGGAUGUUUGAGUCUUGUUUGAGAGAGACUGUCUUAUUUAUUCGUAAUAACAUUAAUUACGCUUGCCACUUAAAUAUCCAUAUUUGCUGUGAAUCUUCAACCCAUGGUAAAACUUCUUAGACACAUCUCAGAGCAUCUCUGAUUGCAAAAACGUCUCAAUGUCGGUGGAUGAAGCGCUGUCAAAAAGUUCUGCUUUUUACACAUGUGAGGAACGAUUUUAAGCUGCACUAAAAGUAGAAGCGUCUUGAGAAAGAAACCUGGUCAAAAUGGCAAGUGAAUGCACCUACAGUGCUCAGUACGACGCUGAUGACACCUUUCGCAGCACUGAACGCGCGGGGUAUGUGAACGGCGGCCGCGCGUCUUCUGCCUUCUUCGAGGUCAUCGGCGGCUCUCUUUACCGCAGAAAGUUGGAGAAGGGUUUCGUCCAGUACCGGGAGGUGCUGGCUGAGGAUAAGCGACUCCAGUCCAUAGCCACCUUCCACGAGAAAGGACCAUGCAAGUCGCACCACACCCUGGAGGACACAUACAGACUGGUGGCUGAACACUAUUGGUGGGAAGGAAUGUAUUUUCAAGUCAGAGACUAUGUCUUUGGCUGUGAGGAAUGUCAACGCAGUCAGUCUGAGAGAUCAGUGUGUUCUGAUGUGGAACUUAUCACCAGGAUUGUGGAAUCACAUAGUCCUCAGGUUUUAAGUAAGCUCAAUAGCCAACGGGAAGCAGGGCUCUUCUGUGAUAUCACACUGAAAACUGGUGGUGGCCAGUCUUUCGUCGCCCACAAAGCAGUCCUUGCAGCAGUGAGCGAGUACUUCCAGGAGUUAUUUACUGAAAUGGACUCAACUACUGAUCCCCAGUCACAUGUUGACCUCACAGGCUUCAGUGAGCAGAGUUUGCUUGCUUUACUUGAGUUCUCAUACACCUCCACCCUCAAUCUGAAUUUGGACAUCUUGACAGAGGUUUGUGCCAUGGCCCGCCAUUUACGCAUGUGGCCUGCCCUUGAGGCUUGCUCUGCCAUCAAAAGGGAGCGAGAGCUUUGUCAGUUAAGUUCCAGAAUGCACAAUUCUCCUGUGGAACCAAAUAGUUCAGGGUCUGGGCCUUUCAGACGAGACCAGUCCUCAAAUUCAGAAGGGAAAGUGGGAGUCAAGAGGAGAAGAGUGGAUGAGGAAGGAGAAGGCUCUGGGUCUUCCUGGAACAUUCAAGCAAAGCACAGAGAGCACAAUGUUGAUAAGCUCACAGAUGAAUCUGAAACAGAAACCUCAAACCCUCAGUUGCAAUGCCAAGUCCCCUCCAGUUUUCAGGUGGAGGAAAAUUGCUUUCCAUGCAGCCCAAAUCGCAGAAUGAAGCUCAUGGACUUCAAAUCCCCAUCCUGCAAGAAAAAAUUGUCCUCCCGUCCCACGUCUUCAAUCAUCUCAACAUCUCCUUGCACCUCUACUCGUUCUUCCUCUCCAUCACGCCGUCUGCUUCGUUCUUCACCUGGCGCUGCACUUGCUUUGCGCAGACUCCUGCCCAAAAUUGACCUUUCCACCAAGAGAAAGAGGAAGUCCUCUUCCUACCGGUCACACAAGCCCCAGUGUGAAUUCUCAGUGACUCCGUUCCAAUCUCAGGCAAAUUCUUUGACCCGUGUUACCUCAGUAAAGGUAAAGGACGAGGAUGUGGAGGAGGAGGUAUCUAACACCGUCCCUCAGGAUGAGGUGCAAAGCCCACGUGCUCAGGAGAAAUACCGUCUUCUUAGCUUCCUUGGCUUGCAGAGGAAAUCCCUGGUGCCUGGUCCAGAGGAACUGUCCGGCUGGGGGCAGAAAAAACGACUUAGGAAGUUAAAAGUCAGUGAUUAUUCACUAACAGCCCGACGUAAACCUCGUGCACAGGAUGUCCCAUUGAGUUUCGGAACUAGUUUAGGGGUGCUUGCUGCCGUUAAUCCCACUCUGUCCCUCUGUGACAUGAGCAGAAUGGACUUGCUAAACAGACCAGUGAAAGUAGAAACUUGGAACCAAGAAAGGUCCAAAAGGAAAAGACAUGAUCCUGCAGGGCAAGCUGGGCUGCCAAUUGCAAGAGCUACUCGAAGUAGGUCAUUGCUGCAGAAAGAGUCCAGUGCAACGCAUCGACCACUCAGAAGCAACAACAGAAAUGAAGAUAAAGCACCUUCCCAUCCUGCACGAAGAGGUAGAGUACCAGCACACAAUGCCGCUUCCCCUUCAAAAAGCACUAUGCUCAGGAUAAAACAGGAAUCUUCAGAAAGUGCCAUCCUGCAACCUAUUCAUCGUCGCAAUACUGCCUACAACCCCCAGGGAACUUCACCUAAAUCAACAGGACGUAGGGGUCGCCCACCAGCAGAUCGCACAGUAAGGGUAGCUACAACAAAGUUGCAGCACACAAAGCGACACAAACCUGGACGCCCCCAAAUAGACAAACCUAAGAGCUUAAAACAAAUAGAAAGCAAAACAAAAUGCAACCAUGCUACAAGAAUGCCACAUGCAAAGCACAGCAGAACUGAAAGAGGAACACAGGUGAAGGAAAACAGAAAAAUUAAGGAACGCAGUAACAGAAAAGAGAGUCCUGAAGUUCCAUAUGCCAUUGUGAACUGGGAUACUUCCAACCAUCAGCAACUUCACAGCCAUCCCCUUUACAAAUCUAUAAAGGAAGAGCCAGCUGACCCUUUGCCCCUUACCCAGCCAUUUCCAAUCAGCGACUCCUCGGACCUGGGCAAGCGUCAGAGCAAACCACCCAUCAAACUGUUGGAUCAAGGCUUCCUUUUUGGCUUCUGUCAGUCACAAAAUGGUAUUAAACGGGAGGAGGAGAACGUGAACAUCUACCUAACUCAUGGAAAUAGUUCCCAUUGCGAUUCAUCACCUGGCAUGGUUAGAAGAGAUCGGGUGAGGGCCAGGAUUAUGCCAGACCGGACCGGUCUAAAUGGGCCUCACUGGGCUGGACUUGGCAACAGGCACUCACCCUUUUCCCAAAGGACUGGUGUCCGAGUUAAGACUGAGAGAGAUGAAACAGGAAUGUAUCAAGGGUCACAGGUUAAACAAGUUUCUAGACUCCCCCAAGUCAGCAAGAGUAGCUGUAAAGUCAAGAAAGAAUCUACAAAGACAAAGAAUGUAAAUAAGCUGCUUCCUCUGAGCAGUCAGCGUUCUGUCCUACUGGAAUCCAUCGGACGGGCACGUCUGAAAAAAAAGAAGGGUCCUCACAGUCAGGCCACCAGUGGACCACACGCUUGCCUGCAGUGCAGAGCCUCCUAUAGGGACUGUGAUGCUCUUAUUAUGCAUCGGAUCAGGCACAUUGAAGGAAAACACUGGCCCUGUCCGUUGUGCAGCAAAACUUUCUUCAGACAGAGGAAUGUGAGGAAUCACAUAAGGACACAUAAUCCCAAGAUCUACAAAUGCCGCCAGUGCAUCGCUGGUAAAAAGCCACAGGAUUAAAUGAAGAGGAGCAAAGCUUUGUUUCUUUAAAUAUUAAUGCUGUAAAUACAAAGGAUCUGUAAUGUAUGACAAUGAGGUUCAAUUUAUUGAUGUAAAUAAUGUUAUGAUGGUUUAAAUUGUCUAUUUCCUCAAAAUAAUUCUUGUUAUUUAAGUAACUAAGCUGAAAUUGCUUUGCAAUUGAUACAGAUAUGUUGAACCAUAACUUGAACCCAUGGUGUAUUUCUCAGGGGGUGGAGCCUGAUGGUUUAAGGUGAUAUAUGUAUAAUGAGAAUUGUGUAGAAUGCUUUAAAUUUGUUACUACUAAUGUUAUUAUUGCAGUUGUUAUUGCUAUUGUUAUUAUGAUUAUUUUUUAUAAAUGACAUAAUCUUGAGUGCACUUAAUGUUCGCUUUGUUUUUAAACCUAAGAAAGAUGCGAUGGACUGGGAUGUACUUGAAUGAUUGUUGGAGUGGAGCCAGUGGACUGCCCUUAAUGUGUGGUUGUCUGGGAGUGUUUUAGAAAACAAUUACAGAAAUUAGUAAUUUUAAAAUGAAGGUUUGUUAAUGGGGUCAGGGUUAUUCUAAAAAUCACAAAAUGGUUAACAUGCAUUGGUGAAAUAUAAUUUUUUGUGUAAACAUUUGACUACAGCUUUUCAAAAUGAGACGGUAACUGUCUUUUUCAAAUAAGGGAAUCCCAAAAUGUCUGUGAUUUAUUUUCCUCCUCCUUGUUUGAUAAUUCCUUGUCUGACUUUUUAUGCAUAUCAUUCUAUAACAUAAAAUGCAAUGGACUUAUAUGAAGUUUAAAUGUUGAGGUGUUUUGUCUGAAAACACAAGUUGAAAAUGUAGAAAGGCCAAAUAGCCAUAUAAAUAAAUUUUGCAUUUUAAAAUUUA
Carassius carassius (crucian carp) is the source of this 5095-nucleotide messenger RNA. RefSeq lists its product as uncharacterized. The coding region runs from base 1085 to 4228 and encodes 1047 amino acids. The transcript is spliced from 7 exons. NCBI's taxonomy places the organism in Eukaryota, Metazoa, Chordata, Actinopteri, Cypriniformes, Cyprinidae. The record is from RefSeq and is a predicted model, not a curated record. Gene Ontology annotation, molecular function: protein binding; RNA polymerase II cis-regulatory region sequence-specific DNA binding; DNA-binding transcription factor activity, RNA polymerase II-specific. Gene Ontology annotation, biological process: regulation of transcription by RNA polymerase II.